CACUCCGCGUGCGGCCACAUCUAUAAAUGAGAGGGAAACAACCAAGGUGAGCGCAUUUGGAGCCUGGACCUCAAAGUGCGCACGGCUCAGGAUGGAUAAAGGCUGGUGGAAGCUGACCCUAGCUCUUCUGGUUCUGCUGGUCAGCAAGUAUGCAGAAGCCUCCUUUUCAUACCACAUGGAAGACUUCAUCAGGGCUGUAAAGCAGAUAGAAGAUGAGGACCCUGGCUCAGAUCCAGCUACUGUGUUGAAGAGGUUGCGCAGAGCAGCUGGCCUAAAUGAUGCCUUCAUCCGACACUUCCUUCCAGACGCUCAAGCUGCAUCUGAAAUGCCUGCUAACCUCUCUGAAUACUUUCGCAAGGCUGUGCAUCACAGGGUGCUGGAAGAUUUCAAAGAAGAAGGCGUGGUUCUGACCCCUGACGGUACCACAGUAACCGUCGCACCGCUCCUCUUGGGCAUCGAAGCGGGCCUCCUCAAGACUAAACGUCAAGCUCACUUCCAGCUCACUUUUGCCAAAGAUCUUGAUGUUUCUUUCAGACGUCAUUCUUCGGGCACACAUCUCCUCGGGCCUGAUGGAUGCUGGAACAACGUAACGUCUCCUCAAGUCUUCACGCUCUCCGGCAAACCAAAUCUGCUCACAACAGCUCAGAUCAACGGAAGAAUGGACGGCAUGAUAUUGGGGACGGAGAUUUCAGCCAAUUCCAGUCGUCUUCUCAAGCUCAGCAGUCUGUUGAAGGAGUACUAUAGCCACCGACUGGACAGGAAGGGAAUGGACAGUGCCCCACGUCUCAUCAGUCAACGUCGCAGGGAGAACUUCCAACUUUUGGUCUUUCCUUCUCCCCUGAUGAAAAAGACGAUGACGACCGUGGAACUGCAACAAAGGCUAACAGGACAACCAGAGAUGAAGUUGGAGACUAAGAGGAAGCUGCGGGCUGUGGUGAGAAAGGCAAUAAAAGAGUUUGUUCAGAUGUACCUGGAUUGCCCGCCCAUCAUUUCUCGAUGUACGUGGGGCGCUGAGCCGUACAGAGGAACACCCACCUACCUCUCCUUGCCUCUGCCCUUCUUGUUCAUCCAUCACACCGACACACCAAACGAGCCUUGCUUGACCUUUGAGAAAUGCUCUGCGGACAUGCGAGCCAUGCAGCGCUACCACCAAGAAGAGAGAGGCUGGGAUGACAUUGGAUAUAGCUUUGUUGCUGGCUCUGACGGGUACAUCUACGAGGGCCGGGGCUGGAACAUCCAGGGAGCCCACACCUCCGGACAAAACUCUAGAGGCUACGGCGUGUCCUUUAUUGGGAACUACCAAACCAAUCUGCCGUCUCAGCAUGCCAUGAGUCUGGUGAGAGAUCAGCUGGCAGCCUGUGCAGUAGACAGAGGUGGACUAGUGUCCUCCUACACCCUGAAAGGGCACAGAGAUGUGGUGAGCACAGCCUGUCCAGGAGACGCCUUCUACAAAGAAAUCAGUGGCUGGGAACACUUUGGGUAAGUCAAGACACAAAAACCAUGAGCUUGGGAAGCUGAAGAAUGAAGACAAAAGAAACAUACAAUAAAGAGUUUUUCUGCUCCUAUUAA
Molecule: messenger RNA, 1569 nt
Organism: Xiphophorus maculatus (southern platyfish)
Lineage: Eukaryota; Metazoa; Chordata; Actinopteri; Cyprinodontiformes; Poeciliidae
Gene: pglyrp6
Product: N-acetylmuramoyl-L-alanine amidase
Exons: 5
Coding region: 92-1483 (463 amino acids)
Biological process (GO): peptidoglycan catabolic process; detection of bacterium; defense response to Gram-positive bacterium
Molecular function (GO): peptidoglycan binding; peptidoglycan immune receptor activity; N-acetylmuramoyl-L-alanine amidase activity
Source: RefSeq, a predicted model, not a curated record